Messenger RNA from Candidula unifasciata, 1056 nucleotides. The record is from the annotation of a GenBank genome assembly. NCBI's taxonomy places the organism in Eukaryota, Metazoa, Mollusca, Gastropoda, Stylommatophora, Geomitridae.
AUGGCUUCUGUCUUGUCGCUGCCGAUUGAGCAGCAGAGGAAAGUCGCUGCUGUUGUUGGAGCCUGUGUCGCAGAUGCUGCAGCUUUUUUAUUCAUUUCUUUUGUUUUUUACGCACCCCUCUGCAAUUGGAUCUCAAAGAUGGGGAAAUUUUACUCAAAUGACAGGGAAAAGGGGGGGGGAGCCCGGAGUUCGCCGGGGGAAAAUUGCCAAAACCCGUUUUAUAGAAUCGACAAUGGAAAAAAAAAACUUUCUAUGGGGACCAAGGGUCUCAACACAGAUCACUUGAUACAAGUCACAUAUGAGACAUUUGGUCCUGACUCUGAGUAUGAAAACAGGGUGACAAACCAAUAUGUUGUAGGAGAAGAAAAGAUAGAUCUGAAACCUACUCUCCCUAUUCAUGCUCCCUGGCGUCAUGGCUGUGUCAAGGACUUUCUGAAGAAUCUUCAACAAAAUAAAAGCCCGCCAGGCUCCUUAAAUGAUGAUCAAAUAGACUGUGCCAUCAGGAUUAUCCCUGUUGUGGCUCUGUAUGCUGGACACCCAGACCUGCUGGUCAAAGUGGAGGAGGCUCUGAGAGUCCUGCAGGACUGUGACUUACCUGUUGCAGUAGGUUUGGCAAUGGCAAGAGUACUAGAACAAUAUAUAUUGAAUGGAGACCCAGAAGAUGUCCUUACCACUGUUGUAGCUGCUCUUAGUGAUCGCAGUCGCAGCAAUCCCCAGGACCUCGACGUUGCAGUGAAGGGACAGAUUAGACAAGUUAUUCAAGCCAGAAAAUUACCACACACUGAAGCUGUGUCAAAUGUGUUUUUUUUUUUUCAUCCAGAUUUGCCUGAAGCAAUGCAGUCAACCCUGCAUGGCUUGAUCACAGCGACCGGCUACGUUGAUGGCAUUCGCUCCACCAUAAAGGCUGGAGGGUGUAACGCCUCGCGUAGUGGUUUUAUCGGUGCUUGUAUGGCUGCAAAGGGUCUUGACGCUAUACCAGAGAGAUGGAAGACUAGGACCUUGAGAUAUGAAGAAGUUCUUAACCUGGCCCUCCGACUUCUUCACAUCAAAGUUUAG